Durio zibethinus is the source of this 1492-nucleotide messenger RNA. It is a transcript of the gene SCPL50, whose product is annotated as serine carboxypeptidase-like 50. Gene Ontology annotation, biological process: proteolysis. Gene Ontology annotation, molecular function: serine-type carboxypeptidase activity. The record is from RefSeq and is a predicted model, not a curated record. NCBI's taxonomy places the organism in Eukaryota, Viridiplantae, Streptophyta, Magnoliopsida, Malvales, Malvaceae.
UUAGGGCCUUACUUCUUUUACACAUUGUAUCACAAAUCACAAUAUUACUGCCUCUAUUAGAAGCCAAUGACUCUACAACUAACAAACACUUGUGACGAUAAUGGCAAGGACAAGGUCAACAACAACAAACGCUUGCAGCUUCGUCCUCAAGCUCCUCUGCCUUUACUCCUUGCCUUAUCUCAGUACUUCAACUCCUCUCUUUCCCACAGAAGCCCUCCCCACCAAAUCAGGCUACCUCCCAGUAAAUCCUGCCACCGGUUCUGCUAUUUUCUACACCUUCUAUGAAGCUCAAAGCCCCACUUCCCAUCUCUCCGAAACCCCACUUCUCAUUUGGCUCCAAGGUGGCCCUGGCUGCUCCUCCAUGAUCGGCAACUUGUUUGAGCUUGGACCAUGGCGUGUCGUGUCUUCUCACAAGCAAAACCCUGACCACUUGUCUCUUGAACGCAAUCCAGGUUCUUGGAACCGCUUAUUUGGUCUUCUUUUUCUUGACAAUCCCAUUGGAACAGGGUUUAGUAUUGCAUCAACGCCGCAGGAAAUUCCUAGAGACCAACAUUCUGUUGCCAAGCAUCUUUUUGCUGCGAUUACAAGUUUUAUCUCAUCAGAUCCUUUGUUUAAGUGUCGUCCUAUUUAUAUUACUGGUGAGAGUUAUGCAGGGAAGUAUGUUCCUGCAAUUGGGUAUUAUAUUUUGAAUAAAAAUGUUCAAUUGCCAGUGUCGAAAAGAGUGAACUUGAGAGGUGUUGCUAUAGGUGAUGGGUUAACAGACCCGAUCGUCCAGGUUGCUACUCAUGCUGACAGUGCUUACUAUUCUGGUUUAGUCAACGAGAGGCAAAAGGUGGAACUAGAGGAAGCACAAAGGAAGGCAGUUGAGUUGGUUAAGAUAGGGAACUGGAGUGAGGCAACAGACGCUAGACGCAGGGUCUUGUAUAUGCUGCAAAACAUGACUGGUUUGGCCACUUUGUAUGACUUCACAAAGAAAAAGCCUUACCAGACAAGUUUUGCAACCAGGUUUCUCAACAUAGCUGAGGUAAAGAAAUCAUUAGGAGUGAACGAAUUGAUGGUUUUCGAGGAGUGCAGCGAUGUUGUUGGCGCUGCACUGCAUGAAGAUGUGAUGAAGAGCGUGAAGUACAUGGUGGAAUUCUUGGUGAAGAAGAGCAAGGUGUUGUUGUAUCAAGGGCUGUAUGAUUUAAGGGAUGGUAUAGUGUCAACAGAAGCAUGGGUGAAGACGAUGAAGUGGGAAGGAAUUGAGAAGUUCAUGAUGGCUGAUAGAAUAAUUUGGAAAGUAAAUGAAGACCUUGCAGGGUACGUGCAAAAAUGGGGGAGCUUGACCCAUGUUGUGGUUUUAGGGGCGGGACAUCUUUUGCCCGCCGACCAAGCUUUGAAUUCUCAAGCUAUGAUUGAGGAUUGGGUUCUGGAGAAGGGCCAGUUUGGUGGACAACAAAAAGGUUCAUCAUCAAAUUGCAGGGCAACACUCUGAAUUUUAUUGCUCUGAAAC